Messenger RNA from Penicillium expansum, 1308 nucleotides. RefSeq names its product putative MFS transporter. Bases 1 to 1308 code for a protein of 435 amino acids. Gene Ontology annotation, molecular function: transmembrane transporter activity. The record is from RefSeq and is a predicted model, not a curated record. Gene Ontology annotation, biological process: transmembrane transport. The transcript has a single exon. NCBI's taxonomy places the organism in Eukaryota, Fungi, Ascomycota, Eurotiomycetes, Eurotiales, Aspergillaceae.
AUGGUCACUGCAGUGUUGCCAACUGUUACUGGCACAGCCUUUAAUUCCCAGGCAUAUCGCGCAUCUGUGUCUUCGGAGUUGACCAUCACACCGGAGCGCGCCAGGAAUGGUCAUUCCACGAAUGUUGGUGCUUCCAGCGCAUCACCGUCUGCGCGACUCUCCGGGUUUGUUGGCAUGUGCGCUGGCUGUGGUGCGCUUGUGGCACUGGUUGUUUUCCUGCCACUUGCAGCCCGAUUCGAGAAGAUGGGAUUAUCCCCAGCACAGGCGAUCCAACGCAGCUAUUAUGUGGUUGCUGCCGUAUCCCUUGUUAUCUGCCUUGUAUGUUUCAUUGGCCUCCGUGAUCUUCCCGGAGAAAAGGGCAAAAGUUGGAGUGCCUUGUGGAAAACAUCUCAUCACUGUGAUGACGAAGAUGAAGACGACGAUGAUCUAUCUAUCCAUGGGUCAACAUUGCCAUACUGGAAGCAGUUGACAACUGCCCUUACACUGGGAUUCCGAAACCGUAGCAUUGGACUCGGCUACGUCGGAGGCUUCGUGGCUCGGGCCUCUUCUGUGGGGAUAUCAUUGUUCAUUCCUCUCGCUGUUAAUCACUACUAUCGGGUAUCGGGCCUCUGCGACGAGGAACAUGAACCGGUGCCUGGGUCGGGACUAGGGGAUAUCAAGAAAGCGUGCCCCCGUGCAUACAUCGUCGCAUCCAUACUGACCGGGGUGUCCCAAUUGGUGGCAUUGAUUGCAGCUCCAGCAUUUGGGUACCUGACAGACAAAUCACGACGAUACAAUUUCCCACUUCUUUUCGCAGCAUUGGUGGGAAUCAUUGGCUAUAUCAUCUUCGCUAUGCUCCCAAACCCUUUGUUUGAAAGACCCGACGGCAAUCCGGGGGUGUUUGUUGUGAUGGCUCUGCUUGGAAUCAGCCAGAUCGGAGCAAUUGUCUGCAGCUUGGCUGUGCUGAGCAACGGUAUCUUGCGGGUCAGUAUUGACAAUGAAACAUUAAGAAAAAUAUCUGAGGAACGACGCGUCCGUGGGGACGAGAAUGAAGCAGAGCCCGACGAGGGCCAGUCUCUUCUUGCCGGGUCGGGUAACCAGAGAUUAGAGCAUCUGUCCCACCUCAAAGGCUCCAUCGCAGGUGUCUAUUCACUAUAUGGUGGAGCAGGUAUCCUGCUGUUGACCAAAGUGGGUGGACUGUUAUUUGACAUUCUGUCAGCGGGCACACCAUUCUAUAUCAUGGCUGGCUUUAAUGGCGUGCUCCUCGUCAUAGGAAUUGUGUGUGGAGGUAUCAACCACUUUAGAUCCUCAGCAGGAAGGACUUGGUGA